AUGGUCAAUCCCAAUGCCUUGGUCAUGUGGGAAGCCCAAUUCGGUGACUUUGCCAACAACGCUCAGAGUGUCAUCGAUCAGUUUGUUUCGUCAGGGCAAUCGAAAUGGAUUCGUCAGUCUGGUCUCGUGAUGCUUUUGCCUCAUGGUUACGAGGGAAUGGGACCUGAACAUUCGUCAGCUCGCCCUGAAAGAUAUCUUCAGCUAUGCAAUGAAGACGACGAGAUCGAUCUUGAAAAAGUUGCAUUCGGUGGCACAUUUGAAGCUCAGCAACUCCACGAUACGAACUGGAUCGUUGCUAACUGCACCACUCCGGCCAACAUUUUCCAUCUGCUCAGAAGACAAAUAGCACUGCCCUUCCGUAAGCCGGCAGCGGUGAUGACACCCAAAUCAUUACUUCGCCAUCCGUUGGCUCGUUCACCGAUCGAGGACUUCUUGCCUGGCACAAAAUUCCAGAGAGUCAUCCCAGAUAACAUGGAACAUAAGGGAAAUGUACAACGUCUCAUCUUCUGCACAGGAAAGGUGUACUAUGAUCUCGUAAUGGCCAGAAAGCAUUUGGGAAAAGAGGAUUCGGUUGCGAUUUGCCGUAUUGAGCAAAUCUCUCCAUUCCCAUACGAUUUAGUCCAGGCGGAAUGCCAGAAAUAUCCAGGCGCAGAGCUGAUUUGGUCUCAGGAGGAGCACAAGAACAUGGGCGCAUGGGGAUAUGUGCAGCCGCGUAUAAACAGUCUGCUCCAACCUGAAAACCGCACAAUCCGCUACGCUGGACGUCAACCUUCUGCUUCUCCGGCCACUGGCAGCAAGUGCUUACGAGAGAUGCAUCGUGCAGGCAUGCUUUGUCGUCUGGCAUCGCCGAGCCGUGCGGCUGCAGUAGCCGUACGAGGCUCGUCGUCGAAUGUUGGAAAACCUGUAAAUCCAAUUGCUGCACCUACAACACAGGUUCGACAACAGUCCUUGGCAUCUGCUGUGACUUCGGAGCCGUUCAUGAAUGCCACCUCUUCCAUGUACAUCGAACAGAUGUAUGAUUCCUGGAAAGCUGACCCAAAGUCUGUUCAUGCUUCGUGGGACGCGUACUUCAGGAACGUUGAAGGUGGUGCUGCUCCAGGGCAAGCUUAUCAACCUCCUCCAACCGCCUAUGGUGCUGUCGGAGUUCCAGGAGUUUUACCACUGAUUCCAGCAGUAGCUGUUGGCGGUGGAUUCACCAUGCCGCAGGUUAUGCCAUCGCCUGCUGCCAUGCCUUCUACAGCAGUUGACUCUUCAGUACAGGCGAUCUCCGAUCACCUUAAGAUCCAACUACUUAUUAGAAGUUACCAAACUCGUGGCCAUAACAUAGCCGAUCUCGACCCAUUAGGAAUAAAUAGUGUCGAUCUUGAUGACACUAUACCACCAGAACUUGAACUUUCUUUUUAUGGAUUUGGAGAGCGUGAUCUGGACAGGUCGGGUUUGACUGCUAGUUGGCCAGAGUUCCUCUUGCCGCCAACUACGUUCAUCGGUGGUGAAAAACAGGUUCUAAGCCUUCGUGAAAUUCUCCACAGGCUGAAGCAAAUCUACUGCAAAACUACUGGUAUCGAGUACAUGCAUUUGAACAAUCUUGAGCAACAGGAAUGGAUUCGUAAGCACUUCGAGGCACCUCGAGUAACGGAGUUAUCUCAUGAACAGAAGAAGGUGUUGUUCAAACGUCUGAUCCGCUCCACUAAAUUCGAAGAGUUCCUUGCCAAGAAGUGGCCCAGUGAGAAGAGGUUCGGUUUGGAAGGAUGCGAAGUGCUGAUCCCUGCUGUGAAACAGGUUAUCGAUACAUGUUCGAGCCUUGGGGUCGACUCUGUGGUCAUUGGAAUGCCUCAUCGUGGUCGGCUCAACGUACUGGCUAAUGUUUGCCGUCAACCGUUGUCAACCAUUCUCUCACAGUUCUCUACCCUCGAACCAGCCGACGAAGGGUCUGGCGAUGUCAAAUACCACUUGGGUGUUUGCGUUGAACGCCUUAAUCGUCAAUCCCAACGUAAAAUAAAGAUUGCUGUGGUAGCGAACCCGUCACAUCUUGAGGCCGUAGAUCCAGUUGUCAUGGGCAAGGUACGUGCCGAAGCUUUCUAUGCCGGUGACGAGAAGGGUGACCAUAAGAUGGCUAUCCUUAUGCACGGAGAUGCUGCUUUCUCUGGUCAAGGCGUUGUAAUGGAAACAUUCAAUCUGGAUGACUUAGCAAGCUAUACUACUCAUGGCAGUAUUCAUAUCGUUGUCAACAAUCAGAUCGGUUUUACUACCGAUCCCAGGUGUUCACGUUCAUCACCAUAUUGUACGGAUGUGGGUCGUGUUGUUGGCUGUCCGAUAUUCCACGUGAAUGUGGAUGACCCUGAAGCUGUCAUGCAUGUAUGCAACGUAGCGGCUGAAUGGAGGCAAACCUUCAAAAAGGAUGUCAUUAUUGACUUGGUGUGCUACAGAAGACAUGGUCACAAUGAGCUUGAUGAACCGAUGUUUACCCAGCCGCUUAUGUAUCAAAGAAUCAAACAACAACCCACAGCUCUUGAAAAGUAUCAGCAACAUAUCAUCUCAGAAGGUGUCGCUAAUGAGCAGUACGUCAAGGAUGAACUCACUAAAUACGGUCAAAUUUUGGAGGAUGCAUACGAAAAUGCUCAGCAGGUCACUUAUGUAAGGAAUCGUGACUGGUUGGAUUCGCCUUGGGAUGACUUCUUCAAACGUCGUGAUCCUCUGAAGUUGGUCAGCACUGGUAUCGAUGAAGAUAAAAUCAAACAUAUCAUUGAGAAGUUCGGUUCCUAUCCUGAAGGAUUCCAUCUACAUCGUGGUCUUGAACGAAUUCUGAAGGGACGUAAGCAGAUGUUGCAGGACAAUUCGCUUGACUGGGCCUGUGGUGAAGCGCUAGCGUUUGGGUCACUUCUUACAGAGAAUGUUCAUGUCCGCCUUAGUGGACAAGAUGUGGAACGUGGAACCUUUUCCCACAGGCACCACAUUCUGCACGACCAAGUGAUUGAUCAAAAGACUUACAAUCCUCUAAAUGAUCUACAAGAAGGUCAAGCGAAAUACACAGUGUGUAAUUCCUCCCUGUCGGAAUAUGCUGUUCUUGGAUUUGAGCUCGGUUAUUCUAUGGUUAACCCGAAUUCCCUGGUCAUUUGGGAAGCGCAGUUCGGUGAUUUCGCUAACACUGCUCAGUGUGUUAUCGAUCAGUUUGUUGCAUCGGGACAAUCGAAAUGGAUCCGUCAGUCUGGUCUCGUAAUGCUUUUGCCUCACGGUUACGAAGGAAUGGGACCUGAACACUCGUCAGCUCGUCCAGAGAGAUAUCUUCAAAUGUGCAAUGAGGAUGAUCAGAUCGAUCUUGAAAAAAUCGCAUUCGGUGGUACAUUUGAAGCUCAACAGCUUCAUGAUACAAACUGGAUUGUCGCUAAUUGUACCACUCCGGCCAAUAUUUUCCAUCUACUCAGAAGACAGAUUGCAAUGCCGUUCCGUAAGCCAGCUGCGGUGAUGACUCCAAAGUCCCUACUUCGUCACCCAUUGGCUCGUUCACCGAUUGAGGACUUCUUGCCUGGCACCAAAUUCCAGAGGGUUAUUCCGGAUAGCGCUAAGCAUAACGGAAAUGUCCAACGGCUUGUCUUCUGCACAGGAAAGGUAUACUAUGAUCUGGUCAUGGCUAGGAAGCAUGUGGGAAAAGAGGAUUCAGUCGCGAUUUGCCGUAUUGAACAAAUCUCUCCCUUCCCCUAUGACUUAAUCCAAGCCGAAUGCCAGAAAUAUCCCGGAGCAGAGCUAAUUUGGUCUCAAGAGGAGCACAAGAACAUGGGCGCGUGGGGCUUUGUACAGCCACGUAUCAACAGCCUUAUGCAGCAUCAGAACCGUACAAUUCGCUACACUGGACGCCAUCCAUCAGCUUCUCCAGCCACUGGAAACAAGUUUACUCACCUACUAGAACAAAAAGACAUGAUGAGCAGAACGUUUGACGUUCCAAAGUCUCAACUAGAUGGUUUCAAGGUAUAA
This is a messenger RNA of Haemonchus placei, 3969 nucleotides long. Lineage: Eukaryota; Metazoa; Nematoda; Chromadorea; Rhabditida; Trichostrongylidae. The record is from the annotation of a GenBank genome assembly.